UGACCCAGUGCCGCUCAUUGUGCACCAAAGUUCACCACAGCAGCCGGCAUGAAGAAGCCUUCGCUGCUCCUGGCAUUCGCCUUCCUGGCUGUUUCGGUCUGCGGCCAAAAUUUUGCUCAGCAAUACCAGAACGCUGAUUUCCGCUUCGCUCCAGAGCACCGUUCGCUUCCUCAACAGGUACAAGAGAGCUCGCAGCAAGUGACGAACUUCUUUAGACCGUCGGAACAACUGCUCAACUCGUUCCAACCGUCCGUUCCGCCCAAUCACGCGCCAAAUCACAACAUUCAGCCGCCCUUCCAGAGGCAAAACACUUUCCAAGGCACUCAGGCGCCUCAAAACACCUUCCAGCCCCCAAGAGAUUCGUUCCAACCCCCGCAGCAGACGUUCCAGCCUCCAGAACAGGACUUUAACCAGAAGAACUUCAACCGACAGCCAAACAAUUUCAACCCCCAGCAGAGCAGUUUCAACCCCCAGCAAAACAACUUCAACCAGCAACAGAAUUUCAGACAGCAGCAGCCGACGCAACCAUCUUUCCAACCGCAGUUCAACAGACCCCCUCAACAGCAGAACAACUUCAACCAGCCCCAGCAGAACAGCUUCAACCAGCCUCAGCAGAACUUCUUCAGCCCUACCCCUCCUCCUUCAACCCAGGCACCGGUGACCACGACCUUCGCCCCGUCACCCAGCACUCCGGAUGUCUCCCAGAAGCAAUUGAGUCAAAAGUUGCUGCAGCAGUUGGGCCAGCAGAUCGCCUCAAACCCCAACGCCCCGAACACCAUCACCCUGCCCAAUGGUCAGAGGGUGCAGGUGCUCACAGCACCCCCUAAAGCUGCCGCUCCCACCACCACAAGCCCACCCCCUGUUGUGAAAACUAUCGAAACCAAGGGUGGGUUGUUGGAUGCCGUGACCCAGGGUGUCGUUCCCGACGGCAUCAAGUACGAGGUCAUCAGGCAGAAGCACGACGGAGAUUUGGAGACUGUCAAGGGCCUGCCAUCUGAUUUACCAAAAAAGGUGACUUUCGUCAUUUUGGAGGAGCAGGACGACGGUUCCUUCAAAGUCCAAGGCGUCCGCAAGGGCGCCGGCAUCCCCGAAGGCUCUGACAUUGCGGCCGAAGCUGCCAAGGCGGCCAAAAAUGGUCAUGAGGACAACGAGGAAGUGCAGAACAUCCUGAAGAAACUGCAGGAUGGCAAACUAAAGUUGCCCACCGGUGGACCGACCAGCUCGCCCAGAAUCGCCACGACCACCCUCAAACCCCAGCCCCGGCAAAGAACCGUGCCGACCACCCAUCAACCCCGCCACAGGGCAGUUACCCCUUUCCCGGUGACCUAUGCACCCUCGACCUCCACCACGUCCCAACCACCGGCCGAGCAUCGCGGCCACUUUGUCGCCUCUCAAAGUAGCCCCGUGUCGCACAGCGUGCCGUCGCCUAACGCGCUAAUUAAGAAGUCGCCGCCGUCGUCUCUCGGAGAUGCACUCAGGGCCCAAGGUCUCCGCUCUAUGGCCCAGUUCCUUGAACAAGUUGGACUCGACCGCGCACUCAACGACUCUAAUCCAUUCACAAUGUUUGUGCCAACUGAUCUGGCCUUCAGGGCCCUUCUUUUGGAACUGGGAGGAGCUGAGAGGGCUCAGGCUAAGUUCAAAGCUAGCCCCCGUCUGCUAAGUGGGCUGCUUCUCCACCACGUCAUCCCAGGCUACUUCAAGGAGAACGACCUGCAGGAUGAGAUGACCGGGGUCAGUUUGGCGGGCACGCAGCUCCGCGUCAACGUCUACUCGAACACCGACCAGUCGUUCAACCCCAAGAGGGUGAUCACCGUCAACGGUGGUGCCAUUUUCGAUCGCACCGCCGACAUUCCUCUUCCCGGCGGCUCCAUUGCCCACUCGGUCAACAAAGUGCUCUUCCCGCUGCCGGUCGGUGACAUCAUGACCUCGCUUGAGGCUGACCCUGGCAGGAGAUUCACCAAACUGGUGCAAAUCGUCAAGGACUCGGGCCUGGACAACUUGCUAACCGCACCUGUACCGGACAGCGCAGAUGAUGGCCGGACGUACUCAUUCUUCGCACCCACCGACGACGCUCUGGCGAAUGCAUCUCCAGAGAUCGCGCAGCUCAUUGAAGCUGGACAGUCUCCCGAACGCAAAGCCGCCCUCAAAGUGCUGCUCGAGAGGCACAUCGCCCCUGGCACACUUUUCUCCGAAGGUGUCACCUACUACCAGGCCACCUCCACCCUCUCUUCAAACCAGCCCCUCAGACUCUUCAAUGAUAAUGGCGUGUUCAAAGUGAACUCGGCGAGAGUAGUGACUCCCGACAUUCCGGCCACCAACGGGGUCAUCCACGCACUCGACAGAUUGCUCUGAGAGGUCGCGACCCCAGUCGCCACCACUCCGCUGUUGUAAAUAAAAAUCUUUCUUCGAAGCGAUGUCGCUGCUUUCACCAUGAUUUGCCAUCUCUUUUGAUUUUAAACUCGCCUCUUUCGCGCCGCGCAGACUCUCGGGUAAUUAGCGAUUAAUCUGCGUGCUUUCUACGGAGAAAUAAAAAAUGAACGUUUUUACGAAUAUCAAAUUUAAUUUUAACGAUUGGCUCGACUUUCAGCUCUUGACGAGAUGACUUUUGUAAAUAGUGCUCGAUUUGUAACCAGUAGAUUUACUGUGGAAAGAAUUUAUUGCUCAGUGAAGUUUUCAAAACAGAGAUGUAUUGUUUGAAAAAAAGACGGGAGAUUUUGUAUAAUUUUAAAAUUCUAAAAAAUGAUUUCUGCUUAAUAUGCUUUUUCUGUUAUUUUUCUCCUUAAUUUUCACUUAACCAAGUUGAAUUUUAAAUGGAGAUGCACUUUCAAAACCAAAGCACUGGCUAUUUUCUGGGACGUAUAAGUGUCAACAUUUUAAUCUCCUAACCGAUUUUUCCACUAGCUUAGGGGCUCUUUUUUCCCAAAAGACCAAUUUUAAGCUGCACACAUAAAUGUUCUCCGCCUUUAUUUCUUCUUGCGAAUUAGUUUAUUUUUUGUUCACAAUCUCCUGUCUAACCUUUGGCAAAGCAGAUCAAGAUUUGUAUGAUAGUAGUAAUAAAUUAUUACCAAAUGUACAUUUUUUUU
Messenger RNA from Neocloeon triangulifer, 3083 nucleotides. RefSeq lists its product as uncharacterized. The coding region runs from base 49 to 2352 and encodes 767 amino acids. The transcript has 9 exons. The record is from RefSeq and is a predicted model, not a curated record. Gene Ontology annotation, cellular component: extracellular matrix. Gene Ontology annotation, molecular function: cell adhesion molecule binding. Lineage: Eukaryota; Metazoa; Arthropoda; Insecta; Ephemeroptera; Baetidae. Gene Ontology annotation, biological process: extracellular matrix organization; cell adhesion.